Pseudogymnoascus destructans is the source of this 1558-nucleotide messenger RNA. RefSeq lists its product as uncharacterized. Lineage: Eukaryota; Fungi; Ascomycota; Leotiomycetes; Thelebolales; Thelebolaceae. The transcript has a single exon. Bases 529 to 1353 code for a protein of 274 amino acids. The record is from RefSeq and is a predicted model, not a curated record.
UCUGACUUAACAAUCAUGACUUCAGCGGAUUAAACUCUACCGCUACGAAACGAAACGGGAUCAUCCCAACUGUUCACUCCCCGCACUUGCUUUGAAUGGCCGAAUAGUCGGUCACACUGUCUCAAAGUUAUUAUUGACUGGCAAACUACUACAAUACUUGCCCAUAUGCCCAUCUACGUAUUCUGGUAGUCCAGCUCUUCUCGUCCAAGCCACCUACUUAUCGGGUGAUCGAUCACCUGCCCAAACCCUGCGAUGAUUAGCUGCGUUCUUGGACUCUCCAACUUCGCCCGACAUUUCGUUAUCUCUCUACACAAGUCGGCGCACUUUCAAGAUACGGCUAGACGUGAUAUACUCUCCACGCCUUCUCGGGGCAUCUACAGCCUUCAGGCUCCUCACCGAGACAUAAAAAACCCGCCAUACCAAGGUGCCGCCCUACGUCUCCAGCAUCUGUGACCUACCCAGCUCCCGCCUCAACACACAAGUCUCAACCACGACCACAUCUCUACCCUCUCGAACCAGCUACCAGCCAUGCUUCCCCCCGAACCCCCAUCCUUUGCAACCUACCUCGUCUCCUCCCUCACCACCCUCCCCCGCCCCUUCCGCAAGCGUCACUCCUCAACCCCCAGCACCAGUUCCACCAGCUCCACCGCCACGGCACCUACGAUCUUCUCCCUAGCCACCAGCUUCGGAUCCCUCAACACCUCCCCCAGCACCUCUCUAACCUCACCCACCUCGCCGUCCUCCUUCAGCCACUCCCCAGAGAUCUACGACGUCGACCCAGACACAGACCCAACACAAACCUAUAAACUCCACUGCGCCCGCCCCGACCACCUCAAAUGCUCCACCUGCGCCACCGACCUCGCCUUCGCCUCCCAAAUCAUCAGCAAAGCCUUCACCGGCCGCCACGGCCGCGCGUACCUCGUCUCCCCGCCCGCCUCCCCCCGCGGAGCCGAUAAAAAUACACAGCCUAGCCUCAUCAAUAUCACGAUUGGCAGGCCUAUGAGCCGGCAGCUGGCGACGGGGGCGCAUGUGGUGGCGGAUAUCAGCUGUGCGAUUUGUGAGAAGGUGGUGGGGUGGAAGUAUGUUGAUGCGAGGGAGGAGGGGCAGAAGUACAAGGUGGGGAAGUUUAUAUUGGAGAUGAGGAGGGUAGUAGCUGUGAAGGGGUGGGAAGAUGUGGUUGUUGAGAGGGGGAGGAGGGGGGAGAUGGGAAGGGGCGAUGUUGUGGAGGGGGAGGGGGAUGGAGAGGAUGUGAUGUUUGAUUCGGAGGAUGAGGAUGAAUGUGAUGGGAUCUUUGCGGGGACCUGGGAUAGGGUUGCUGUGAGGAGGAGGAGGGCGAGGGCAGCGUCUGGGUAGAGGGGGGGAUGUUGAUAUGGAUUAACGACUACGUCGUACGGUAUGAUAGUGACGGUGGUGGGAGUAAUGGGGCUUUGUUUUGAGGACUGGAGCCUGGGAAUUGCUGGAGUACUGGUGGGCUGGAGUUUCUGUCAUACAUACCCGCUUCACUGUAAUUUAGAUGACGGUUACCUGGGGCUGGAGCCUCGGGUUUAAUAUAUAGGCA